AUGGGACACUACGUGGCCUUUUCUCCAAAAAGCUGGAAACAACAGUUUGGUCAUAUUCAGAGCGAGUUGAUGCAGCCUGUCUCUGAAGGAUGUUUGGAGUUCUGGUACUACAUGAACAUGUGGACACUUGUUGACAAGCUCAAACUUACAGUUUAUGUAAAUGAAUCUGGCUUACUUCGCUCUCUGUGGACUCAAACCGGUUAUCAGGGGAAUGUGUGGCAUCAAGCCACUUUAGACUACACAUCGUCUGAACAACACCAGAUUGUGUUUGAAGUUUACUGUCCAGAAUUAGACACCGGAACUAUUGCUUUAGAUGAUAUUUACAUCAGGAAGGACACAAGCUGCUCUGCACUCAUCCCAACUACACCUGCACCCACAACCGAACCCACAUCUCCUCCAGCCUCCUCCAUGGACUGCAACUUUCAAGAGGGACUGUGUAACUGGGUUCAAGAGACAGAGGAUGGUUUCGACUGGAUCCGUCAGACGGGCGGACAGCUGAAUGAUCCGUGGCUUGGACCUUUAUAUGAUCACACCUUAAAAAAUGACAAUGGGUUUUAUCUUAUUGCAAAUAUGUCUGAUAAUAAAAACGGUAAGGCUGCAGUUAUUUCUGCUCGGACGGUUUACGAUGCUGAUGUCUGUGUGGGAUUCUGGUACUACAUGUUAGGACCAGCUGUCGGGGACUUAAAUCUAAUCUUUGAGAAGAAAACAAUGGAAACUAUUGCAUGGACAAGAGGAGGCACUCAGAACUCAGAGUGGUUGAAUGCUCAAGUCUCCAUAAGUGCUCCAGAUAUUCAGAAAGUGAAGUUUUCAGUGAACAGUAUCGUAGAAGGCAAAGGAUUCAUAGCUAUUGAUGACCUCAGAGUUACAACAGGGGCUUGUGAAGAUCACAACUCAUGUGGGUUUGAAUCUCCAUCUCUAUGUGGCUUUGAGUCUGAUGGUUUUGGGUGGAUUCAUGUAGACGGCAGCAGUGGCCAUACUGACCACACAUACAGAACUGAACUUGGCCAUUCAAUGGCUGUGCUUGGAGCUGAGCUUCACAAACAAAAGUUCACACAACUUUUGACACCAGAGUACAACCCAUCUACAGAGUCUUGCUUGCAGUUCUGGUACUGGCUGUCUGCAGGCUCAAGUGAUUCACUUUCAGUACACAUUCUUUUGAAUGGGGAACUGGGACCAGAACUGUGGAAUCUCUCUGGAGCACCAUCUAAAAGUUGGGAAAUAGCUGAAGUCACUGUCUCAUCUCCCUCUAAAUUCAGGGUGGGUUUCCCUAUUCUGCAAUAUUUUCUUUUAAGAGUCAUAGAGGGAUUUCAUAUUGAUCCUCUCCUUGUCUUUACAGUCACAAUGUCACAAUAUUACAAAGAAAACUUCUUCACCCAAAGUUCUGCUUUUUUAUGUUCUCAAUUAUGCAAGUUUAUGAUACAGUAA
This is a messenger RNA of Paramisgurnus dabryanus, 1425 nucleotides long. NCBI's taxonomy places the organism in Eukaryota, Metazoa, Chordata, Actinopteri, Cypriniformes, Cobitidae. The record is from RefSeq and is a predicted model, not a curated record.